This is a messenger RNA of Pseudogymnoascus destructans, 396 nucleotides long. RefSeq lists its product as uncharacterized. Gene Ontology annotation, cellular component: mitochondrial matrix. Gene Ontology annotation, biological process: mitochondrial respiratory chain complex IV assembly. The coding region runs from base 1 to 396 and encodes 131 amino acids. The transcript has a single exon. NCBI's taxonomy places the organism in Eukaryota, Fungi, Ascomycota, Leotiomycetes, Thelebolales, Thelebolaceae. The record is from RefSeq and is a predicted model, not a curated record.
AUGCCGCCCCAUUUCCACCCGCGCUCGCGGAUGACUUCUUCAAUAUUCGUUACGACUCUCUUCGCCAGCUUUGCCGUCGUUACAUUGCCACAUAUCCUGCCGUGUCCCGCGCCCCGGGUGGCAUACACGGAGGGGGAAGUAUGUCCGGAUGGGAAGAGGAGGCGAAGGAAGAGGUGCGCUCCUGAGGUUGCUACAGACGGCUUAGUCAAGGCGGGACAGCCGUGUGCGACAACUGUAGUUGUUGGGGGAGGUGAGGACCUCGAGGAGAUUGUGGGGACGAGGGAGAAGAGGGAAUGCCCGAUACCGAAACCAGGGGGGACUAUGGGGAUAAUACUUGCAUUUACUGGGAUAGGAAACAAUACGGAUGGGCCUGGGGGAACGCGACCAUCGUCAUAA